AUGUCUUUUCGAUCUUUUAAAUCAAAAUCAAAACCGACAGAAGAUAAUUCAUCUGAAAUAACUUUAACAGCAUUAUCCAAAACACAAAAAAAUGAUCAUUAUACAUCUGAUAUUGAAAAAUUACAAAAUAAAAUUGAAUAUGAUGAAAAAACUUUAAAUCUAUUUAUAAAUCAUGUGUUUAUUACUCUUGAUGCAAAUAUUAAUGAUUUAAAAUUAUUAAUUGAUAAGAAACGACCUGAACAAAAAAUUUAUAAAGUAUCAAUAUGUGAUCUUUGGCUUCGAUUAAAAACUAUUGAACAAAUGGAACCAUAUCCACUUGUUACUUUUCUACGUACAAAUCAUUUGCAUCGUCAAGAAAUAAAAUUAUCAGACAUACAUAAUGAUAUCAUGAAAAUUGAACCACAAUAUUUAACUAAUCAUCGUCGAUCUCGUUUUAUACAUUUUCAUAUAUGUACAGGAUCAGAUGAAUUUAAUUUUAAUAUUGGUUCUUAUGUUGGGUUAGUUAUAUUUUCUUAUGAUAAUCAAUCCAAAUUUAUAUUAAAUGGACAUUAUUGUCAACGUGGUGAUAUUCUUAUAAAACAAAUGAAGUUUUUUAAUUAUCAACAAACAACACAUCGAGGAAUAUAUGAUGCUUUAUUUAAAUGGUAUUUUGGUCGUGUAAUUGAUGAAAAUUUUAUUGGUAUUGGAUUUUUAUGUUUAAAUGAAAAAUGGCGUUUUGAUUUAAUAACAUAUAAUGAUAAAGAAAUAUUUCUAUAUGAGUAUCGACUAUUAGAUAUGUUUAUGUUAACACAUUGGUUAACACAAUUUAUCAUAGCACAUAAUGUUCAUGACAUGGAAAUGAAUGCUAAAGAUAUAUUAUUACAACAAUAUAAUAUUGUAAAAAAGAAAUUAAUUAAUCAAGAAAAUAAAGAAUUAUUGAAUAAUUGGAAUGAAUUUAUUGGUAGUAAUGCGAAAGAUUUAAAAUUAGCUAUUAAAAAAUUUAUUCAAACCACAGAAAAUGAUAUUGAAAUUAUUUUUAAAGAACUCGAUAUAAAAACAAAUAUACAUUCAGAUUUAUUAAUACAAAAUACGUCAUAA
Molecule: messenger RNA, 1077 nt
Organism: Rotaria sordida
Lineage: Eukaryota; Metazoa; Rotifera; Eurotatoria; Philodinida; Philodinidae
Source: the annotation of a GenBank genome assembly